AUGAGAGCCGGCCAGGUCCAGGGCUGGGGUGGCCUCAGCCCCAGCUCUCCCUUCCCUGUCCCCAUCACCCCUUCGCCUCUACAACCUGCCAAGAAGAAGGUGCUGUCUGCAUGCCCCAGCCGAGGAGCUCCGGCACUUGGGGAUGAAGGUCAUGGGCAAACGACACCAUUGCAUAGCCGUGCUCCUGGUGUGUGCCCGCAGUCCUACACUGACCUGACCCGGCCCCACAGCCUCUUCUCUUAUGCCACCAAGGCACAGGGCAACGCGAUCCUCCUCUUCAAGCCCAAGCCCAGCAAGUAUCGGCUCUAUGGGGGCAGAUUUGUCACCUUGUGCAUCCCCAAGAGCACCACAGCGAGUGAGCACAUCUGCGCCAGCUGGGAGUCCAGCACCAGUCUCGUGGGGUUUUGGUUCAAUGGGAAACCCUGGCCCCACAAGGGGCUGCAGAGGGGCUACACGGUGGGGCGGAGGCGGCCAUUGUGCUGGGGCAGGAGCAGGACGCCUUUGCGGGGCAGCUUCGACGCCCAGCAGUCCUUCAUGGGGGAAAUCUCAUCCGUGUACAUGUGGGACAUGGGGACCUCCACCUCGGCGAUGGCGGUGGCCAUGCACAACAGCCCCAGCGAAGCCCCCACCUUCGGCUGGAGAAACUUCCCCUACAAGAUGGUGGGCAAGGUGUACUUGAAGCCCUGA
Gavia stellata (red-throated loon) is the source of this 687-nucleotide messenger RNA. RefSeq names its product serum amyloid P-component. NCBI's taxonomy places the organism in Eukaryota, Metazoa, Chordata, Aves, Gaviiformes, Gaviidae. The record is from RefSeq and is a predicted model, not a curated record. Gene Ontology annotation, molecular function: complement component C1q complex binding. Gene Ontology annotation, biological process: innate immune response.